AUGGCCCCAUCGGUUUGGAAGACUAUCAAGACAGGCGGCAGGUUGAUCGCUACAGUGUCUUCUGCCCAACAAAAUGGGAAAUCCUUCUGGGGCAACCUAGAUGCACCACGAUUCCCGUCGGCACUUACUAACAAUCCCAUCCCCGAUGGGUCUCCGUGGGGCCCCCGGACCUGCGAAAACAGCAACCCCGCCCAUCUGCCCGACGUACCCAAUACAGGAAUCACCAGGAAAUAUGAUUUCACUGUUGCCCGUGCGGUUAUUGCUCCGGAUGGUGUCGAGAGGGAUGCGAUUUUAGUCAAUGAACAGUUCCCUGGGCCCCAAAUAGAGGCAAACUGGGGUGAUUGGAUUGAAGUUACCGUGCAUAACCAGAUUGAGUCACCAAAGGAAGGCACGUCCAUCCACUGGCAUGGAUUCCUCCAGACAGAAACGCCGUGGUUUGAUGGGGUUUCCGGAACUUCUCAAUGUCCGAUUGCGCCUGGCGCUUCACUCACAUAUCGCUUCCAAGCCGAGGAAUACGGAACUACAUGGUGGCAUGCUCACUUUUCUGCUCAGUACAAUGCUGGUGUGGUCGGUCCUAUCAUCAUCUAUGGUCCAACGCAACACAAAUAUGACGAGGAUGUCGGCCCUAUCAUGCUCUCCGAUUGGUACCAUGCACCUUAUUUCAAGAUCGUCUCAGAUAUGGUCGGAACGGAUUUAUCUAGAAUUCCACCGAAGAGUGACAAUAAUCUUAUCAAUGGCAGGAACAACUUCGACUGCAACAAUAUUCCUUUGAAUUCAACCCAAAAAUGUACCCCAAAUGCCGGGCUCUCAAAAUUCCACUUCGACAAGGGCCAAUCAUACCGGCUUCGCCUCCUGAAUGUCGGAUCGGAUGGCGUGCAGCGAUUUUCCAUCGAUCAACACACAAUGACCGUGAUUGCCGAAGACUUUGUUCCGAUCAAGCCAUACGAUACUGAUGUUGUCACACUUGGCGUUGGCCAACGUACCGAUGUCAUUGUUAAGGCUACCGAGGGCAAUCGAGACUUGUAUUGGGUCCGCGCCACUCUUGUUGGGGGCAAACCUUGCGGGGAAUCCCGAAAUCCGGAGGCGCUCGCGGUCGUGUACUACAACCGUGCAGAUACCGAGCAGGUGCCUGCCAGCACAGCCUCUCGUAUUGACACCACGACCUGCAAUAACGACCCCCUGAUGUCGUCUGUUCCAAUGUUCCCCAUCGUGCCUGGAGAACCUAGCUUCACCCAGGAGCUAGUCCUGUCCCUGGCCGUAAACCAGAUGGGUCAAUUUGAAUGGCGCAUCAACAAUCAGACUUUUCGCACGAAUUUCAACAAACCAAUCCUCGACCUCGCUUCCCAAGGCAUCACUUCUUACCCUGACGAUCCUCAGUUGAAUGUCUACAACUAUGGCACCAACACUUCCGUCCGCUUCAUCAUUGAGAACAAUGCUCCUGCGGUCCAUCCAUGGCACCUUCAUGGCUACGACUUCUUUGUUCUUGACAGCGGCAAGGGCAAGUGGAACGGUAGCAUUGUGAACGCACAUAACCCCCAGCGCCGCGACGUUCACAUUAUUGAGGCGAACGGAUAUGCCGUCUAUCAAGUCACUACUGAUAACCCGGGUGUUUGGCCAUUCCACUGCCACAUCGCUUGGCAUCUCUCAGGAGGUCUGUCCAUGAAUGUCAUGGUCAAACCUGGAGAUCUGAAGCCGAUUCCGGAAAUGAUUUCCCAGACUUGCGCGAAGUGGCAGGCUUACAUAGAUACCAACCCUGGCGGCCCCAUUGAUACGGCGUGAACACCUCCCAUACCCUGUUUUUGAGCGUCUUUAAUGCUUUUGUCAGUCGCCUUUCUUCCUACCACGCCUACGGGUCCCAGUAAUAAGCCUAGCGAUUUAAAAGAGCAUCGAACUGAGUCCUGGACUAGUCACCUUGGUGCCAUUUAUUGAGUAUUGGUUUUUGUGAGCCCUGGAGUUGGGG
Molecule: messenger RNA, 1960 nt
Organism: Eremomyces bilateralis CBS 781.70
Lineage: Eukaryota; Fungi; Ascomycota; Dothideomycetes; Eremomycetales; Eremomycetaceae
Product: multicopper oxidase
Exons: 10
Coding region: 1-1779 (592 amino acids)
Molecular function (GO): oxidoreductase activity; copper ion binding
Source: RefSeq, a predicted model, not a curated record